Messenger RNA from Solea solea (common sole), 1120 nucleotides. Its product is annotated as olfactory receptor 11A1-like. Bases 54 to 980 code for a protein of 308 amino acids. NCBI's taxonomy places the organism in Eukaryota, Metazoa, Chordata, Actinopteri, Pleuronectiformes, Soleidae. The record is from RefSeq and is a predicted model, not a curated record. Gene Ontology annotation, biological process: G protein-coupled receptor signaling pathway. Gene Ontology annotation, cellular component: membrane. Gene Ontology annotation, molecular function: olfactory receptor activity; G protein-coupled receptor activity. The transcript has a single exon.
AGGUGUGUGAGGGGGACUCAGGUGGUGAGGGUGAGUCAGUCAGGUGUAAGCUGAUGGAGGAUGAAGUGAACUUCACAUUUAUAACCUUUGCAGGACACGUGGACGUGCAGACGUACAGACAUGUUUACUUUGUCGUCAUGUUCACUCUCUAUAUUCUCAUCGUCUGCUCUAACGUCACCAUCGUGUGUCUCAUUGUGAUUCACAAAGACCUUCACAAGCCCAUGUACGUGUUCAUCGCAGCGCUGUUGAUCAACUCCGUUCUCUACAGCUCUGCCGUUCACCCCAAGCUGCUGAUGGACUUCCUGUCUGAGCGACAGAUCACCACGUUCACACCGUGUGUCCUUCAAGCGUCUUCAUAUUACACUUUAGCCACGUCAGAGUUCCUGCUGCUGUCGGCCAUGGCCUACGACCGGUACGUGUCCAUCUGUAGACCUCUGCACUACCAGACCCUCAUGAGCAGGUCCACAGUGACGCUCUUCCUGGUGUGUGCGUGGCUAAUACCUGCGUGUGAACUCAGUGUUUUGGUUGUGAUGUAUAUGAACGUAAAGAUGUGUCACUUCACUUUAAAAGGCGUCUUCUGUAACACUCUGAUUUACACGCUGCAGUGUGUGAGCUCUGUCGCUCUGUCUGUGUACGGCGUGGUGAUUUUAGUCAACCUCGUCCUCUUCCCCACACUCUUCAUCCUCUUCACGUACACCAGGAUCCUGCUCAUCUCCUACAGGAGCUCCACGACAGUCCGGACUAAAGCGGCACAGACCUGUUUGCCUCACCUGCUGGUGUUAAUCAACCUCACCUGCUUCAUCAUGUUUGACGUCAUCGUCGUUCGAAUGGGAGCAGAUUUACCAAAAGUGGUGAGUUUGACGUUAACGUUGUACAUGACGGUUUAUCAUCCUCUGCUCAACCCGUUCAUCUACGGACUGAAGAUGAAGGAGAUCUCCAAACAACUCAGACACCUGUUCUCUCAGCUCACGUCGUGUUAAUGUGAUCACAUGUUGUGUUGUUGUUGUGUUACAGUAAAUGUACAGACUCACAAACACCUCAGACACCUGUUCUCUCAGCUCACGUCACGUUAAUGUGAUCACAUGUUGUGUUGUUGUUGUGUUACAGUAAAUGUACAGAC